Molecule: messenger RNA, 2029 nt
Organism: Nilaparvata lugens (brown planthopper)
Lineage: Eukaryota; Metazoa; Arthropoda; Insecta; Hemiptera; Delphacidae
Exons: 6
Coding region: 5-1414 (469 amino acids)
Biological process (GO): sensory perception of smell; detection of chemical stimulus involved in sensory perception of smell
Cellular component (GO): plasma membrane
Molecular function (GO): olfactory receptor activity; odorant binding
Source: RefSeq, a predicted model, not a curated record
ACUGAUGAUCAUGAUUGACGAUUUGAAACUGGAGGAAUUCGUGGAGAGACUCGUGUGUAUCGCGUCCUACACUGACGGAUCGGUCAAGGUAAUCUAUUUCCUCGUCAAUAGGAGGCUGGCUAAACAUCUUGCAAAUGUUUUUCGAGAAGACUUUUUGCUGUGUUCGAAUUUCCAGAUUGAUCCGAGGACACUGCGACGCGGAAAGGAGCUGAGUAAACUAGCUUGUACGUUGCUAUGGAUCCUAAUCUCGAGCACAUCACUAGUCUGGAUCGUGACUCCCCUCAUCCAAUGCCACCUCUUCCAGCGCUGUGUCUACCUGAGAGUGAUACCCACCUGGUUCCCCUUCGACCAAUCACAGGGCUUCAAAAAUGUUCUGGCCUACUGCCUAGAUAGCGCGAAUGUCUUCUAUAACGCACUAAUCCUAUUCACAGGUAACGCAUGGAUGUUGACUCUGAUUAUAAUGGUGUGUGCACAAAUGAAUCUGCUCAAAGAUGCCAUCGCAAAUAUAAGGGUGAUUGCUGAAAAACAAGUUGAUUAUGAUAGAAACAAUAGGAGAAAUGCGAGCAACAUUGGAAACUAUAAGGGAAGUAAUUGGAAAUGUGUUAGGAAUUGUUUGAACAAUGGGAAAAGUAAUGAAAGCUAUGCAAACAAUAUAACAAACGAUAAAAGUAAUGAUGCAGAUCAUGUCAGUAAUAACGAAAAAUAUGACAAAAAUGGAGCUAAUCAUGGGAGUUAUUAUAGUGAAUAUUCAAGCAAUGAUGGAUCAUAUUCAAAUAGAAAUAAAAAUUAUAAAGAAGAAAUAAGCAGAUCACAGUACACAAAGAGUUUAUUGAGAGAAGAACAUAAAGGGGAAAAUCUGGAUCUAGAUAAAGAUGUGAGGAAUAAAAUGGACAAAAUUCUCAAAGUAUGUUUGAAUGAUCAUCAGAAGAUGUUAAGGACAAUUGGAUUAAUGGAGAAGUUACUCUCCCCUGUCAAUCUCUUCCAAAUGAUAGUCAGCUCCAUAAUGGUCUGCAGCACUGUGUUUGUAAUGAUUUUACCUUUUGCUUUGAAGUCCAAGCGAGGUGACAACGGGGCUUUGGACAAAAUGAUGAAACAUGGCAUCAAAUACAGCUUUUUCUGUGCCGAUGCUAUCAUGGAAUUGCUCAUAUUCAGUUUGAGUGGACUUAUGAUCAGUGAACAGACGAAGAGUAUGCAUAGAGUUUUCUACAACAGUGACUGGCAGAACGCCUCUAGAUCCUACAAGAAAAAUGUACUUUUUGCAACUACUAGAGCUGCUGUACCUCUCACAUUAACUGCUGGAAAGUUCUAUGAUGUAGACCUGCAAUCUUUUGCUUCGAUUAUGAAGAUAUCAUAUUCAUGUUUGAUGCUGUUGUACGGACUAGUAUCAAAAAGGCAACUCGAGUUCCAAAUGUGAAGCAACUGGAAUUGAAAAUACUUGUAGCCUAUCUCUCACAACAAACUAUUUAUGAAUUUAAGACAAAUAAUAUUAAGUCAUUUUGGAAAACUCGAUGAACUGGUUAUCUAUCAAUUUAUCACUCUCAAUAUCGCACAGUUCUCAGUUCUCACAACCAUUUGCUCAAAUUUUACAAUAGGUCAGUGAAUGAGUGAUUGUAAUAAUAACUUCAUGCCUCACUUCAAGUCUAUGAAUAUCUACCACACAAUAAUGUAGAGGAAUAUUCAAUGAAGUGAUAUGAAUAACGAAAAAGAAGAUUCAUUGAUGGAUGUGUAGACUAAAUCAUUGAAAAAGCAAUUUUUGUGGACUAAUACAAAUAACUUUCAAAAUCAUACAAGAAAAAUGUACUUUUUGCAAUACGAUCCGUGAAAAUAGUAAUGAAUAAUCAUAUUGAAUGCCUACAGACGCUACUGCAGUUAAGUCAUUAGAUAUUAUAUUAUUGCACAUAUUAAUUGACAACUAUAUAUAAUACACAGAUUAUCUCAGCAUUGAAUAAUAUCAAUAAUUAUAUAUCAAUGUAAUAUUUACUUCUUUCUUACACAUAGUAUAUGCUAUAUAGAACUUCAGCUAUAUACA